Messenger RNA from Camelina sativa (false flax), 428 nucleotides. Lineage: Eukaryota; Viridiplantae; Streptophyta; Magnoliopsida; Brassicales; Brassicaceae. The record is from RefSeq and is a predicted model, not a curated record.
AUGAUUACCUAUACGAUAAGUAGAUAUAAUAAUAAAAAUUAUAUGCACGCUGUGUACCGCGGUGGAUACCAUGGAGUUCUAAGUUUGAUGGCGUCGAGAUUAUUUUCACCCAUCAUGCACAUUUGGAUAAUCUCUUCACUUGUUCUAAUGACUGCAUGGAAGCUUGAUAAUGGGUACACUAACGAAGGGUUAAUUUUCGCUCCAGUCUACAUCUUUGCCACAAUAGCAGAAGUGGCAGCUAAAAUCCUCAAUCCAUCCGACGAGAAGGUAGGGUACAUAACCGCAAGUCUCAGCCAUCUUGUGGGAGGUUAUGCCAUCUAUAUAAUGGGCUUUCAUUGUGGAAGGAUUCCUCUUCUAAUUGGUGUUCUAUGCGCUAUAAUUGUCAUGAGACUCUUUUCAUAUUCUUUUGAUUUCUCUGUUUGAAAUUG